Saccostrea echinata is the source of this 1938-nucleotide messenger RNA. RefSeq lists its product as uncharacterized. Lineage: Eukaryota; Metazoa; Mollusca; Bivalvia; Ostreida; Ostreidae. The record is from RefSeq and is a predicted model, not a curated record. Bases 1 to 1938 code for a protein of 645 amino acids. The transcript has a single exon.
AUGGAAAUGCGUUUGAUGAACAUCAAUGUAAGUUGUGUUCAAAUCUGGGAAAAAUUUGACAGAUUGGGACGAGAAAGAAAUCCUGAGUGGAAGAUGAGUUAUUUUUUGCCGGUAUACACUGGUAGUUAUUCAGAGGGUAUGCCAAACUCUAGCGACAUGGACAGACUAUUGAUAGCGAAAUGGAUAAACAUUCAGGAAGAGGGUACAAUUAGUCCUGAUGUAAACGAAAACUCCAAGUGUGAUGUUAUGAAUUUAUUCUACACAACUGAAGGCUGUCAUUUCGGAUAUAUUAAAAUCGUUAUAUCGAAAGAAAUCAAGCACAUUUUUAGUGACGCUCAAAUUAGGAGGUUCAAAAGAGUGUCCUAUAUGAAAAGUGAUUGCUUUAUCCAGGACAUGAAAACAUGGAUUGGUGCCCCGCCCCUUUCGGAGCUGCAUGGACCUUCGCUCACGUACAGCGGGUAUGAGGGGUUUUCUUAUGAUGAAGUAUACGGUAUAAAGAUAUCAGGGUGGCCAUCUCUUGCGAAAAGCACGCUGGACCGGUGCAAUCGGACAACUAAAACUGCCUUACUAAACUCCGAUGUAUAUGCCGUUCCAGUUGGUUAUACUCUCAGUGCAACAAAAGAUAUAGAAUGGAGGUUGUUGUUUACAAUGGCAGAAAAAGUCUUUAUGAAAACAUGGUCUAAAACUCAAUUAAAUUGCUAUUAUCUCUUGAAACAAUUGAAAAUGAUACAUCUUGCCAACCCCGAUUGUCUCAAGUCUUAUUAUAUAAAGACUGUGUUGUUCUGGAUGUCAGAGGCUUUACCGGUAACUUACUGGUGCCCAGAAAACCUCCUCAAGUUAUUUGCCAAAACGCUACUUAUCCUUAAAUGGUUCCUUUUUCAGCAUUGGCUGCCAAAUUAUUUUAUUCCAGAGAAUAACAUCAUCGACCACAAACCAGCAGAGGAAUGCCAGACCGUAGCCAAUAAGAUAUCCUCUUUGUUAACUGGCAGAAUGGAAGUUGUUAUUGCUGAACUUUUAUGUGAAGAUCAAAUCGAGGAUAUUUACGAUUUUGUGGGCUUAAAAAGAAGUAUCAUACCACCACGUUCUACAAAAAUUUGUCAACUGACGGAAAAAUAUAUUCAAACUCUAAAUGCUGAAAUCUCGGGAAAUUUGUUAGAUGAAGCAGAUAUAUUAAGUUCUUUGACCACGUGUACAAUACAGAAUUUGUGUCAGUGCAAGGCAAUGGAGGAAAUCAUUGAAGACCUGCCAAAUUUCUUAACAAAGGAGGUUUCUGGAUCAUUUUCAGUAAUCCUACGUCGAAAAGUUGCAGAUUUUUAUCAUUCUCAGAAAACAAGACAGUCACACGAAAAGGCAGAGAAACUGUACAAAGAUUGCCUUUCCCUAAGAUAUCCCAAUGGAUUUGAUGACAAUUUUAUUUCUGGGGUAGCCCACCUUGCGUUUUUCUAUUACCUGAAUGGCAACUUUAUUGCUGCGCUAGACUCAAUAGAACCAACUCUGGAAACCAUCAAACAAAGCGUCAAAUCAGAGACAACAUCUGGCUUUCUUCAUAUUGCCAUACCUUACAGUAUCGAUAGAGUAUGGUGCGAUAAAAUUUUGUAUGACAUUUUGCAGUCUCAGUCUUUCUAUUAUCCAUUGUACAUUAAUGUGGUUUCACUAAUUCUUUAUGUAGCAAUAAGAUCCCUCCUGCUCUUGUUUGAGCCACAUUCCAAAGAAAGGGAACUUUUACAGUUGACUGAAUUGUUUGUGCAAUGUGGACUUCAGAAUUUGAACCCAUGUUUAUUGGACACGUACGAUUACCUGAUAUGUGAAAUAAGGGAACUCUUGCUGUCUUGUUCCAUCCCUACACAUACUUUAUCAACGUAUGUGAUGCCGCAGAUUGCUACAAGAACAGAGAGACUGAAAAAUUACCACAACUGGAAUGAAAAUGGACCAAAAUAA